GCUAGAGCCAUAGUGAUCCCUUUCCAUGGCUUUCAGAGUACUUGUGCUGCUGCUUCUCUCGAGCCUGCUGGCUCACAGCAUUGGCUUAGGGAUGGCACAGUCCUACGACCCUUGCGAAGAUCUAAACGACUACCAGUACAAGCCAUCCGAGCAGCUGCCCAAUGGCCGUGGGAAUUUCCCCGAGGGCUUCGUGUUUGGCUCAGCCACAGCUGCUUAUCAGGUCGAGGGUGCUGCUAAUGAGUAUGGCAGAGGCCCUAGUAUUUGGGAUAGAUUCGCUCAUGAGUUUCCAGGUCUGUAA
This is a messenger RNA of Linum tenue, 298 nucleotides long. The record is from the annotation of a GenBank genome assembly. NCBI's taxonomy places the organism in Eukaryota, Viridiplantae, Streptophyta, Magnoliopsida, Malpighiales, Linaceae.